Phytophthora infestans T30-4 is the source of this 2559-nucleotide messenger RNA. RefSeq names its product Crinkler (CRN) family protein. The coding region runs from base 1 to 2559 and encodes 852 amino acids. The record is from RefSeq and is a predicted model, not a curated record. Lineage: Eukaryota; Oomycota; Peronosporomycetes; Peronosporales; Peronosporaceae. The transcript has a single exon.
AUGGUGAAGCUCUUCUGCGCGAUUGUUGGUGUUGCGGGAAGCGCAUUCGAGGUGGACAUAGAUCAGACUGCGUCGGUUUCCGCGCUAAAGAAGGCGAUCAAAGAGGAGAACGCAUCGACGAUCACAUGCGACGCCAAGAACCUGCAGCUCUUCCUGGCGAAGGCGGGGGGCAACGCAUGGCUGUCGAGCCUCACUGAAGAUGUGAAGGAGCUGAAGAAGGGCGAGAAGACUGCUCUCGUCAAAUCUCUAACGCAAGAAGAAAAGGAGCUGCAGGGAGAGGAUCCGCUUUCUGAGUGUCUGGAAGACAUGGACCCCCCGAAAGUGAAACAGAUUCACGUGCUGGUGGUGGUUCCGGGUUUAGUUGCGAGCACUGUCACGAUCGUCAUUGAAGAAGCCGCUGGAAGUAAACCCAUGAAAGAGCUGGACUACUAUCAAAAGUGCGGGGCUAGCAUUCGUAAAGAGUGCAGUGAUUAUUGCUGUGAGGUGCUGGACAAAAUCGACGAUAUAUAUGACAUGAAUGAGCUCCCGCUUCCAUUUAUUUGUGUUGAAGGGUCGUCUGGCAUGGGAAAAUCGCAGCUCGCGUUCACGCUGCAAGGCUCACGACCGUGGUUUUACUGGCAUGCCACCAGGGUAACUGACGCGUCACAGGCCAUGUACAGGAAUUUCAAGUCGAUGUCGGAGGCAUUUCGCAAGGUUGUGGAAAUGGAUGACCCAGUCGCCAAGCCGAUGGAGGACAUUUUGAACUGCCAAUCAGGGAUUUACCAGACCGUGGACCUGUGGACGUGUGGUUUUAUUUCCUGCUUGCUGAAGUACUCCAAGCAUCAGAGCGCACAAAUGAUACACCUCGAGCAGAAAAUCGAAUUCCGCGUAGAAAUGCGCACCGCUCAAGAUGUCUAUAACGAGGUAAAAAAGAUGAAGGAGGAGAACGGAAAGCAGUUGCCCUUUUUCAUAUUGGAUGAAAUGACACCCAACGCCAGGACAUCUGUUGGAGGAAAGAGUGUGGCAGCUUUUCAACGCAAUAUCUUCCGCACUUGUGGUUUGGUGGUGAUUGUUAUGGGAACGGAUUCAAAAAUAAGCAAUCUGGUUACGCAAGCAACAGGCAGCUCCACGGGAAAGCACAUGUGGAUGUCCGUUGUUCCCAAAUUUCCUCCCUAUCGAUUUGUGUUCGAUCCAAAGGAUCAGCGAGAUCAAGAGGUCUGGGAGGCGGCUGUGGAUUGGUUUCCUGUUGUAGAAUAUAUUGCGGUAAAUUCGCGUGGGAGAUUCACGAGGUCGUUCGUGGGUGAAAUCGUAAAAGUUUUAAAGCGUGCUGCGAAACAAACAGGCGAUGGUGAAUACAGUACGACGGACCAGGUUUUAAAAGGCAGUACGACAUUAUCUGACCUUGAUACAAGCCUGGCACUUUCACGUGUCGAGCUCUGGAAUUUACUAGAUGAAGCAUUUGCCGGCGUCAGUAGAGGCUCACAAAUAGGUGAGGUCGGAAAGGCGUUCAUGGAUGAGAAGGAUGGAAGGUAUGCACAACUCAUGGCGAUAUCUUACACGAAUGCUGAAGAAACUGAUGAGGAACCGCCAUUGAAAAAGCGAAGACUACUCGUUGGGGCCGAGAGCAUGCAUCUGCACUUCGCGAAUUUGGUAGAUGAAAAGGUUACCGAUGUGAUCAUAUCGAACGGUGAGUUGAAUAUGGAACCGCGGACAACCGGGCCAUUGAUACCCUGGGCACCACAAUGCUGUUUUCCGCAGAUGGACAAAGAUGUGUUGCUGUAUCUCGCGAUUCUGGGCGGAAAGACGCAUUCGGGCUACUAUCAAUAUACCAGGGGGGGCGUGGCACACUCUACGAAAUUCAUUUUUUCUGAAACUGGUGCAUUUCCGGUUCAUGAAAACAAAAAUGCCGUAUCGAACGAGUACAAAACGUACGAGAACAUGGUCGCUCAUGCGCUGUUUUGCUCAUCACGAAGGCAUGGGGUGCAGGGAAUUUCUUUCGAUGAUUUUCUUGAGUGCUUGGUUGGCGAAUUUCGUGACAAAAUUUGGGAGAAGGUGAUUUUGAAGGAUCUUAGUGGAGCAGUAUGUCGUGCAACGGAAUUGCUUGCAAGCUAUGAGCAGAGAAUCAGGGAUUUGUCCACGAGGACCAUGCCUUUUGUAGCUCCGCCGAAUGCUGAAUGGCCGCAGCCCAUAAUCGAUAUGAAUGUCCGUGGGUGUGAGUUCGGUCAUUUAAUUCGCGCUCCGAAUUCAGAAAGGUGUGAUAUUUUUCUGGAUGAUCUGGGAAACAGCAACGAACGCGCGAUGUUUCUUUGCGAAUGCAAGUAUCGCGGGGACAAUGUCGACAUGGGUGUACUAAAGGGAAUCGUUGCAGGUCUUAAUCAGAAGUGGGACUGGAAGAUCGGGAUGCUUUUCUGCCCACAGCUAGCAAAUGUUCGAGCAUGGACUGUUCCUGACGUUGAUUGCAUGAAGAUUGACUGUAAAACUGGGAAUGUAAAGUGGGUGCAUAGGCCAAAUGCCGAGCGUGGUGCCCCGAAGGUGAUCAUCGUGAUCGAAACGGGGCGUGGUGGUGGUGUGGUGGGCUAG